AUGUUCAGGGUUUUAAAGUUGAAAGAGCUAAACUCUGACGCCGGCUGCGGUUACUUUAUAGCCGUUAUAUUCGUUGAUUAUCGUAAUUUGGUCAAAGUUGGUGCUGUGCAAGAGGUGAUCAGGGUUAUCAACGUUGUGCAUAUAAAUCAAAUUGCAAAAAAAAUAAAUGCAAAUGCAAAGCAUCUGGCAUUUUAUGCAGUGGCGUUAUUUGGACAUUUGCACAUGCAGGAAGUUAACGACAUACGUACAUACAAGGAAAGCCAACAAUGCUGCAAAUCUGACGAUAAAUUGUAUUCCCAACAACUGUUAUACACAUAUAAUACGUCACACGUCGUUUUUUCUAUUCUCGUGGGAUUUCGUUCAUUCGGCGUGAUAACACUCGGCGUCGGAACUCACGGAAUAACAAAUUGUUGGCGUGUCGACCGGUCUGUCAUGAAAUCACACAAACGUUUUUGGACACGAUUGCCAAUAAUAAUUACCGCCGUAGUUUAA
Rhopalosiphum maidis (corn leaf aphid) is the source of this 492-nucleotide messenger RNA. RefSeq lists its product as uncharacterized. Lineage: Eukaryota; Metazoa; Arthropoda; Insecta; Hemiptera; Aphididae. Bases 1 to 492 code for a protein of 163 amino acids. The transcript is spliced from 5 exons. The record is from RefSeq and is a predicted model, not a curated record.